AUGCGUGGAAUAUCAAGAAAUAGCAAGACUGAUAAAACACAAAGACGUCUGGAUACAAUUACAUACGAUUUUCAUCCUGAAACAAAUGGUAUAGGACGUGUAAACAUGUUAAUAAAAUUUAGUAAUCAAUCGUUUAUUAUUUGUCUAAUAUUAUUAUCAAGAUAUGCAGCUGACGCAUUUUGGUGGUCAUUGGGUUUACCAGUAUUUCAAUUAUGGUCAUCUCAACAGCCAUCAUUUGAACAAGCCCAAUUUUGUUCAUCUAUACCAUUUUUAUCCAAUGAACAAAAACAGUACUGUAAAACAAAUCCAAAAAUGAUGCGUGUUAUUAGUGCGGCAGUGGCAAUGGCCAUUGAUGAAUGUCAAUAUCAAUUUCGUAAUCAACGUUGGAAUUGUACGAUAUUUAAUAGUUCAGAUAUUUUUGGAAAAAUUGUUUUAAGAAAAACACCUGAAACAGCGUUUAUCUAUGCUUUAACGUCUGCUGCUGUUGUUCAUGCUGUUGGUAAAGCAUGUGCGAAAGGUGAAUUAAGUCAAUGUGGAUGUGAUAAACAACAACAAACACAGACAAAUCAGCAACGUCAUCAUCGAAUACCAUUGUUACCGAUUAAACAAGGUACAACAGCAUUACAAACAUCAACAACAGAUGCGUCUAAUGAAAAUUCAGAUGCUGUCGGUUGGGAAUGGGGCGGUUGUUCACAUGAUAUUAAAUAUGGACGAAAUGUUAGUGAAACAUUUGUCGAUGGACAAGAAUCAACCAGCAGACGAAAAAUUGUCCGAAUGAUCAAUUUACAUAACAAUGAAGCUGGAAGACAGGCUGUUGAACGUAAUGUUCAGUUAACAUGUAAAUGUCAUGGUGUUUCUGGUUCAUGUACAUUGCGUGUAUGUUGGCGUACAUUACCUGAUUUUCGCGUUAUUGGCUCGGAAUUACGUUUAAAAUAUCAAAGUGCCACACAAGUACGGUUAAAUCGAAAAUUAAAUGUUUUAAAACCAAGAAAACGUCUUGUUAAGUUAUUUAAUGUCACUGAUCUCGUUUACGUUCAGCAAUCACCAUCAUUUUGUGAGAAAAAUUUAAGAUUAGGCUCAUUGGGAACUCAGGGACGUCCAUGUAAUUUAACAGUUAAUGAACCGGGCAGUUGUUCGGUUCUAUGUUGUGAUCGUGGCUAUGAAGUUGUCAUUAAGACAGUUGAACAGGACUGCGAAUGUCAAUUCCAUUGGUGUUGUGAAGUGAGAUGUCGAAAAUGUUUAAGACGAGUGGAGCAAUAUUUUUGUAAAUGA
Didymodactylos carnosus is the source of this 1272-nucleotide messenger RNA. NCBI's taxonomy places the organism in Eukaryota, Metazoa, Rotifera, Eurotatoria, Philodinida, Philodinidae. The record is from the annotation of a GenBank genome assembly.